UCUUCUUUACUUAAUUUACGUUUUAAUCAUUCAGAUGAAUGAUAAGACUUAGCAUUACAUCAUAAAAAGUAAUUUCCGACACAAUGACAAUUGUACUAGAUGUAAGUUUCGACGAUAAUCAACAGCAACGAAGCAACGAUAGCAGUAACAGUAACAAUAACAAUAAUAGUCAAAACUGUGCAAUUAAAGAUGUUAGUAAUAAGAAAACGAAGGACAAGCAUCGCGACAAUAGAUGCUCAUCCAAAGCAGCAUUAAAACUGGCGAAAGUGAAAACAAAGAAUGAAAAGAAAUCAAAUUGCAAAAAAUUAUCAUCAUCAUCAUCUGCGUCACUUUCAACCGCAACAACAACAUCAUCAGCAUCGCCAAUUUCAAUUAAAGACAGUCUAAUCGAUAAUAAAGAGAAAUUAAAUGAUCUUAAUGAUCAAAUUUUAAAUAGUCAACAAUUGAGUCAACCAAAUUUUCACCGGCAUCAUCAUCAUCAUAAUCCGUUGGUGCAGAGGAACAAUAGUACGUGUACGGAGAGACAUAAUAGUGUUGGAAGUCAUGAUUUUAGAAAUAAUUUUAAUCCAUCAUACCAUAAAACAGAAUCGAUAAUGUCUUCCGAUUCGGACAUACGAUUCACGAGGAAAAAGCUUGGCGAUAAUCAGCGAUGUGGUUGCAUUGUUAUUGCCGGUUUUCUUGUUAUGCUGCUCGUUGCCGGUCUAAUAUUAUAUGCUGGCUAUCUUUUUCUACAUUCAAAACCUCAACCAAAUCGAAUAUUUCGCGGACGUAUACGCGUAAUAGAGGGAGAUCAUUUUGUUAUGAAUUUAACAGAUCAAAAUUCAAUUGAGUUUCUCGAGAAAUCGCGUGAAUAUCGUGAACGAAUUAAUCUGCUUAUAUCACGAUCUGAUUUUCGCAAAUAUUAUGAUGGAUGUGAAAUUUUAGCGCUAGACGGACACGUCUUUGAUGAGCGAAAAAAUUCAACAAAUAAAGAUUUAAUUGUUCAUUUUUUAUUAAAUUUUGAUCCAAAAUCAGAUGAAAUUUUUGCUGGCGUCGAUGAAUUGCGUAAAAUAUUUCUCAAAGAAUUCCAACCAUCAACAACAAACGGUGCACGAUUUUUCCGUAAUUUGAAGAUAGACCUCAACGCAUUUCAACUCAAAGAGGUGAAUUUUGAGAAAUUUGAUGAUAUCUUUGUGACAUCAUCAGCUCAUGUUGACAGCUAUGGGAAUUCUCAUGACAUUAAUUUAGCAUCAGAAGAAAUGAAAAUUUAUCCUCAUCGUACAUGCGAGCCUGUCAAAUUGAAAUUUUGUCGUCAAAUUGGAUAUAAUAUGACAACAUAUCCAAAUCUUCUCGGUCAUCAGUCGCGAGAGGAAAUUGAAAGAGAUUUAAUUACAUUUCGAGAAGUUGUUGAUAGUGAGUGCUUUCUACAGGCCUACGACUUCCUGUGCCACUUACUUCAACCACCAUGUGAGCUUAGUCUUGAACCAAAAUCAAAUCAAAUUUAUAUCAAGCCACGACUUUUAUGUCGUUCCUACUGUCAAGCUUUUAGUGAUGGCUGUUUUAACAGAAUUCCACAAAAAUUUCGACCAUACUUUGACUGCGAGCGAUAUCCAGAACAGUCAUCAAUGCAAUCAUGUCGACAUCAACCAGCAUGCAUGACACAAUUAAAAGCUUCGGGCAAUGGUUUGCGAAUAUGCGAUGGAGUUGCUGACUGUCCGAAUCUUGAAGAUGAAUUGUCAUGCUCGUACUGUCCAACUAACGCUCUAUAUUGCGGUCGCGGUCGUUCAUGCAUUUCAAGGGAAAUGAGAUGUGAUGGAAAGUUUGAUUGUGCUGAUGGAAGCGAUGAGAAAGAUUGCUUAUCAAUUUCACCGCUUGUUGCUCAUUUAACAAAACCAAAGCCAUUAAUUCCGCAUCGCCCUCAAUUUUAUCAUGAAGGUUUUGCUGUCUUUUCCGAGAAAGGUCAAACAGGAAAGCUCUGUGCCGAGGGCAUGGAAUCGAAUGAAUUUGUGAGAUCGACUGUUGCUGAAUCAUUGUGCAAAGCAUUAGGCUAUGAACGCGUGACACACUCAGAAGUUCGUAAUGAUACGGAAGGUGGCCACAAUAAUUAUGUUCGUGUGUUAGAUCCACGAGCAGCAGAGAUUUCAUUCGUAAGAACAACAUGCCCAAAACAUGAAGCUUUCUAUCUUGGAUGUAGUCAAUUAGAAUGCGGAAGACAAUCUGCAUUUAUGGGCGAUAAAGUUGGUGUUGCAUUGCCAAAAAUGUCAUUGCCUGGAGAUUGGCCUUUCCAUGUUGCAUUAUUCAAAAAAGAGACCCAUGUUUGUGAUGGCACAUUAGUUUCAUCUCAUUGGGUUUUAACGACGGCAUCAUGCUUUCAAGGACAAUCUAAAGCGACGUGGAUGGCUGUUUUUGGUAAUGUUAGAAUUGGUAUGACUACACCAUGGACGCAAAAAAGACGAAUCGUUGGAUUAGUAAAAUCUCCAGUUGAAGGUUCAACAGCCGCCCUCGUACGACUACAAACGCCUGUCAUUUACUCAGAUUUCGUGCGUCCAAUUUGCCUACCUGAUGAUGAUUUUGCAAAGAAUUCAAUCAUUACUGAUUAUCCAAUAAAUUCAGCAUUGUCAUCUGGCAAUCUUAUCGAUCAGCCACAUGCUGAGAAAUUCUAUGAAAAUAAAUUGCGAAGGACAUUAAACUUUGUCGAAGACCGUCAAUUCUUCCAAAUUUCCGAUAAACAAGACGAAGAGAAUGAAGAUGAAGAUAAUCAGUCACUUUACUCAGAAAUCAGCGCAUCAGAGCUUGUCGACGAACAGAUGAAUUCCGUUCGACCAGAACCACAACUUCAACCAAGAUCUGCAUCUUAUUAUCCGAAUCAUAAUCCACAACAGCAGCAUGUGAAUAGUGUACAGGAAGAAGAACAACAUCAAUGGAAGCAAUGUAACACACUCGGUUGGUCGCGGCAACGUGAGCACUUGCAACGGGUUCAAUUGAAGAUGAUUGACAUGAAAGCAUGCGAGAAUAUCUCAAUUACAACUGUUAAUAGUGCUUGUGCUGAGGCAGCUUUUCAUAAGCAGGAUUGUAAUGAAGAAGAAUUUGCUGGAAGUCCGAUGAUGUGUCUGCUGUCAGACGAGAAGCGGUGGGCAUUAGUUGGCGUUUCAUCAUGGAGAAUAGCGUGUACACAUAGCGGAACCGAAAGACCGAGAAUGUAUGACAAAAUAGAAUCAAAUGUUUCAUGGAUUCGUGAAAUUAUAAAUUCUAUCCUCCCAUGAGAUUCACAAAAAAAUAUAUAAAAAUAAAGUUCAAGUUUUUUCUCAAUAAAAAAAAAUGUGAUAAAAAGUUUCUUGAGUGCUGUUGUGCGUGAGAAGAAAGAAAGAAAAUAAUUUGUUGUUGCUGUUGAAAAAUUUCCCAAAAUUGUUUAUUUUUGUAAUUUAUUUAUUAUACUUUUUUAUUAUAAUUAAUUCUACUUACUGUACUGUAAUCUUUUGUAUCAUAAAAAAUUGUUAUAUAAAAAUUUUUGCCAUUUAAAUAAAGGAAAAAGUUAUAUUGAAG
Chironomus riparius is the source of this 3522-nucleotide messenger RNA. The record is from the annotation of a GenBank genome assembly. Lineage: Eukaryota; Metazoa; Arthropoda; Insecta; Diptera; Chironomidae.